Molecule: messenger RNA, 705 nt
Organism: Pseudonaja textilis
Lineage: Eukaryota; Metazoa; Chordata; Lepidosauria; Squamata; Elapidae
Gene: RNF24
Product: ring finger protein 24
Biological process (GO): proteasome-mediated ubiquitin-dependent protein catabolic process
Cellular component (GO): endomembrane system
Molecular function (GO): zinc ion binding; ubiquitin protein ligase activity
Source: RefSeq, a predicted model, not a curated record
GGCAGAAGAAGCACCUUUUGGGGCCGCCGUCCUGGCCUUGCCCCCAAAAUUUGCCGGGAGGGGAACUCGGGAGGACCAUGCCGCACAACAUACCAUCCAUGAGCUCAGAUUUCCAGCAUUAUAGUUUCAGGAUGCCAAACAUUGGAUUCCAAAACCUGCCUCUCAACAUAUACAUCGUGGUCUUCGGCACGGCGAUUUUCGUCUUCAUCCUCAGUUUGCUUUUCUGCUGCUAUUUGAUAAGAUUAAGACAUCAAGCUCAUAAAGAACUUUACGCCUACAAACAGGUGAUCCUAAAGGAAAAAGUCAAAGAACUCAACUUGCACGAGAUCUGUGCGGUUUGUUUAGAAGAAUUCAGGCCCAAAGAUGAACUGGGAAUUUGUCCGUGCAAACACGCGUUCCACAGAAAAUGCCUUAUUAAAUGGUUGGAGGUCCGAAAAGUUUGUCCUCUCUGCAACAUGGCUGUCCUGCAAUUGGCCCAGCUCCACAGCAAGCCGGAUCACCCCGGACCGCCCCAGGAACCCCUGCCUGGCACAGCCAACAUCGUAUAGCUACCCGAUGGCUGCCCCUUCGUCCUCCCUCACGGACUCCAAUUCCCGCAGAGACUCUUCGCCGAUUGCUGGGCCCGCUGCUCACGGCCUCCAAGCGUUUUCUCGGGCACCCUUUAUCUCAUGAAAAAAAAUAAAUAAAUAAACCGCCCGGGACUCA